This is a messenger RNA of Anastrepha ludens (Mexican fruit fly), 2107 nucleotides long. It is a transcript of the gene Rad23, whose product is annotated as UV excision repair protein RAD23 homolog A. Gene Ontology annotation, molecular function: proteasome binding; ubiquitin binding; damaged DNA binding. Bases 299 to 2035 code for a protein of 578 amino acids. NCBI's taxonomy places the organism in Eukaryota, Metazoa, Arthropoda, Insecta, Diptera, Tephritidae. The record is from RefSeq and is a predicted model, not a curated record. Gene Ontology annotation, biological process: proteasome-mediated ubiquitin-dependent protein catabolic process; nucleotide-excision repair. The transcript has 6 exons. Gene Ontology annotation, cellular component: cytosol; nucleoplasm.
GAGGUUCUACUUUACCUUUCUUUAGGUGUCUUAUAGUACGUUAUUUCCAGUUCGUUGCUUAAAAGCAGUUCGGCAAAAUUUUAGUCUAAAUUUAAGCGUUCGUAUUAUUUCUGCGGUAUAUGAAAUUUUACUUCUCGAAUAUAGGUCAAAAGAUGUUUGGUAAAUCCAACCAAUCUACGAUAUAGAUUAUAAAUUCUACAUCCAUACAUUCCGAAGUAUAGCAAUUUCUUGUUACCACAAAAUUUUGGUACACAUAUGUUCGGCAUUAUUUAUUAUUCGGAACUAAAAAAGUUACAAAAUGAUUGUCACCGUCAAAAACUUGCAGCAACAGACGUUCACAAUUGAGUUCGAUCCUGAAAGGACGGUAUUCCAAUUGAAGGAGAAAAUCUGUGACGAGCGCGGAUCCGAUUAUGUUGUAGGAAAACAAAAGCUCAUAUAUGCUGGUGUAAUACUUGAUGACAAACGCACCAUAGCAUCAUACAACAUAGAUGAAAAGAAAUUUGUUGUGGUAAUGAUUAAACGCGAUAUUGGAAAUUAUGUACAAAAACCAGACGAGGGCGGUGCAUCCACAUCUACUCCAAUAUCAUUAAUCACUGAUAAUGAAACUGUAAAAGAAAACCCGAAGGAACGUAAUAUCUCUGUGAAAGAUGAAUCCAAGCAUAAAUUCGUAGGUAAUAGAAGCUCAGACCAGGAUAAAAAAUCUGUGGAGAAUGGAGGUAGGAAUAUUAACAAGAAGGUUGCUGUUUUAGGCUCUACUGGAAACAAUGCAAGCGUUUUAGCGAAGGGAUCUGGUGCAUUUCUUUCUGGAACCACUGUUGGCUCUGAUAGUUCCGAAACUAGUCAAAGCUCUUUCUCGAGCGGUGAUAUUGCUGGUUUUCUCUCAAAUACAUCCCUACAAUCACGAGCUGAAUCAAAUUUACUCAUGGGAGAAGAAUAUAAUCGCACAGUUGCAUCAAUGAUUGAAAUGGGCUAUUCUCGUACAAUGGUCUUAAGCGCUAUGGCAGCUAGUUACAACAAUCCAGAAAGGGCAGUAGAAUACUUAAUUAGUGGAUUACCAGAGGUUUCAGACGGAUUCAAUGCAACCACAGCAGCUGUUGGGGAAGAUAAUCCAGACAAUAGUGCUGCGGGUGAUGGGGAAACACCUCGCACGAAUAGUGAUGGCGGUGAGGAUGUCGAACCGCCAAACCAUAUUUGCAGCAUUGAUGACAGCUUGAGUUCCCGUGACGGGGAAUACGGUCAACACUCUUCGGAAAGCCAUAAUGCAUCAUUAGGUAAUGUGUUGCGUCCUGCCCAUGAAAAUCCAUUUCGGUUUUUACGCAAUCAACCUCAGUUCUUACUGAUGCGCUCGUUAGUGUAUGAGAAUCCCGAUUCAUUACAUUCACUGCUUCAGCAAAUUGGGCGGACUAAUCCUCCUCUGCUUCAACUGAUAUCGGAAAACCAAGAAGCUUUUUUAAGCAUGCUUAACCGAUCAAGGGAACGGCAAACUGGUACUAACCGCCAAAAUCCUCCUCCUGACAUGACAGAAAGGGGUGCACAGCUGGCAGCUGGUGGUGAUGGUUGGCAUAUACGACCUCUUGAUACAACUCAAGGAGCAGGUGGUGAUGCCCCUGCUCCACAACAACGCCCUGGAGAAAGUGGCGAUGCAAGGUCGCAUACCUUAUCAAAUCACAUUCGACCACCUCGUUCAGAUACAGCAGCAGAACACCGUGCUGCCAUUGCUGAAGCCUUCAUGCGCGAAAGAGCUGCUGCUGCAGCUGCAGUAGCGGAAUUACUUGCUACUGCUUCGGCCGCGGUCGGACGUGAUCCGAAUGAAGACUGUGGCAGUGCUACAAAUACAACAGCUACUAAUAAUGUGUCUGACUCAGGCAUUUCGGAGAAUGGUUCUGUUCGUCUAACACAGCAUGACAAAGAAGCGGUUGAGCGUCUUACAUCUCUUGGAUUCCCUGAAGGUCUGGUAUUGCAAGCGUAUUUUGCGUGCGAUAAAGAUGAGCAGUUGGCCGCUAAUUUUUUGAUAUCUUCAACAUUUGAUGAUUAAAAAAUUGAUUGAUCUUUAUAAACCGUAUCUACAUAAUUAAUGCGAUAUAAACAAUUCAACUGCCAAUUAUAA